AUGCCGAACGCCGACCUAGAAAUUAAAACCAUCAAUCCCGACCUAGAAGCAUCGCAGUUCAUUAUACAACCUCCGGCAGUACAGUCCGGCGAUGGUGAAAACGUAGCCACGGACGAGAGCCAAAGGGGCGAUGUAUCAUCGUCGGUAAGUUCGCAGAAAUCUACUUCGCUGCCAAGAAUUAAGAUAAUUGGUACAGGCGGCACCAUUGCGUCAAAGGGCUCUUCGUCCUCGCAGACUGCCGGCUACCAUGUGGACCUGACCAUCCAAGAGCUACUCGAGGCCAUUCCAGACAUCUCAAAUAUCUGCGAGAUAGAGUAUGAGCAGCUCUGCAACGUGGAUUCCAAAGACAUCAACGAGGAGAUUCUUCUAAAAUUGUACUCCUGUAUUUCCGAAUCUCUGCAGCGUUUCAACGGUAUUGUGAUUACUCAUGGGACGGAUACGAUGGCCGAGACCGCCUUUUUCAUUGAAAGUACGAUCGACUCUGGUAGUGUUCCGAUUGUAUUUGUUGGCUCUAUGCGUCCGUCAACCAGUGUUUCUGCAGACGGGCCAAUGAACCUUUAUCAGGCGAUCUGCAUUGCAUCUAACGCCAAGUCCAGGCAGCGCGGAGUGCUCGUCUCGCUAAACGAUCAAAUAUCAUCUGGAUACUAUAUCAUCAAGACCAAUGCCAAUACUCUGGACUCGUUCAACGUGCGGCAGGGAUAUCUGGGAAACUUUGUGAAUAACGAAAUCCUCUACUACUAUCCACCUGCCAAGCCGCUAGGCUGCCACAAGUUCAAGCUCCCGCUGCAGCCCGGCCAAACGUCGCUGAACUUACCAAAAGUAGUCAUCAUUUACUCUCACCAAUCCAUCUCCCCAAUACUGGUUGAGCUUGCGGGAAAGCGUUGCAAAGGUGUCGUGAUAGCCACCAUGGGCGCGGGGACGCUGCCGGAGGCAGUUAACAGCGCCUGCAUGCAACUCACAAUCCCCGUCGUGUACUCCAAGCGCUCCAUGGAAGGAAUGGUCCCCGUGGCAAACCUGCCCCUCCCACCCUCCGAUCCCCGCUCCAAGAUUAUAGCCUCGGGCUACCUAAAUCCGGAAAAGAGCAGGAUCCUGCUACAACUGUGCUUGAACCAAGACUACAGUAUCGAUUUGAUUAGGCAGGUAUUUCGCGGCGUCUACGGCGGCUGA
Eremothecium gossypii ATCC 10895 is the source of this 1167-nucleotide messenger RNA. It is a transcript of the gene ASP1, whose product is annotated as asparaginase ASP1. The record is from RefSeq and is marked provisional. Gene Ontology annotation, molecular function: asparaginase activity. NCBI's taxonomy places the organism in Eukaryota, Fungi, Ascomycota, Saccharomycetes, Saccharomycetales, Saccharomycetaceae. The transcript has a single exon. Bases 1 to 1167 code for a protein of 388 amino acids.